Messenger RNA from Cuscuta epithymum, 911 nucleotides. Lineage: Eukaryota; Viridiplantae; Streptophyta; Magnoliopsida; Solanales; Convolvulaceae. The record is from the annotation of a GenBank genome assembly.
GGCCGAUUGACAGAGUCUCGGAUUUGUUGAAGCACAGUGUCAUUGAUUCCGAAAGAUCCUUUGAGCACAUCGUCGAGGGCGGAUCCAGGAAUGGGAGCGGCGGUGGUGGCUUUGCCGAAGAGGUCGGUGGUGACGAAAUGAAAGCCGGGGCUCUGGCUGUUGAACACCGUAUAGGUGGUGCCUCCGUCGGACCCGUUGGCCAGCCCGAAGUGAGUGAGGCCCUGCGGGACGGUGAACGCGUCUCCCUCCCCGCACCACUUCUCGAAGAGGCGCAGCGGCUUGUUGGCGUCGUAGGGGUCGCUGGCCACGAACGCGAAGUAGAAGCUGCCCUUGACAACGACGGCGAGCUCGACGGCCCGGGGGUGGGUGUGGGGCGGAAUCACGGUGCUGGGCGCGUAGUCGUUGCGGAUGAGCGUGAGGGAGCCGGUGUUGAGGCCGGGCAUGUUGGUCACGCCGGCGAAACUGAAUGUUGAUCCCGGAAAUGCCGCCGGAGAGUGGGAUGCGUUGAGACCGCUUGCGAAGAAGUCCUUUGCUUCGACCUGCGCUGGAUCUUUGCAGAACCGCCCAUUCACGAACACGCCGCUUGUUGAGUUCUGGUCUACGGCAACGCAGUACUCCUGGAGAGGACUCGGGUCGUAUGCACGGCUCCCACCAAAUGAAAACCACCACAAAAAUAUCACUGCAAACCCCCCCAUUUUCAUUUUUAAUUUAUUUUUAUCUUAUUAGCUAGCUGGAGUAUAUAAUGUACUUGUAUGUUAUUAUUAUAGCUAGCUAGCAAUUGAAUUGAAGCGAGCUAGAUGGUGGGUUUCUUCGUUCCUGGAAACCAUGUAUGGUAUUUAUAGUCAUUUCUCUAUGUUCCUACGGGGAUUGGAUGGUAAUUACCCAUUCCAUCGGUAUGUAUGUCAAGAAGA